AUGCUCUCUAUUUUCCGCGAUCCGGGAUCGGUUCCCGCGCACUACGUUCCCGACGCGGAGGGCGACGCGGAGAUUAACGCGGAGGGCGACGCGGGGAGAUUAAUUCCCGUGCUGGUGGAGGUGAAGCGGAAGGGAGGCGAGGCGCGGUACUGUCAGAAGUGCGGCGCGUACAAGCCGGCGCGCUGCCACCACUGCCGCAUCUGCAAGCGCUGCGUGCUGAGAAUGGACCACCACUGUGUGUGGAUCAACAACUGCGUGGGCCACGCCAACUACAAGGCCUUCUUCCUCUUUGUGCUCUACGAUGUCAUUGCUCUCACUCACACCGUGGCUCUCCUCAUUGCCUUCUUCAUUUCCUCCUGGUCUGCUGACCCCCUCCCGCGCUCCUCCACGGCUCAUCUCGACUCCUCAGCAGCAUCAACAACAACGGCAGCAGCAGCAGCAGUGGCAGCAGCAGCGGCAGCAGUGGGGCAAGAGGCGUACUCUCAGCCGGCAUUGCUGCUCGUACCCUCCCCAGUCACCUGCUCUGUGCUCCGGGCACUGUGCUUGCUUGUGAGUCUACCACUGCUGAUCGCUCUGGUGGUGCUGCUCGUGUGGCACUGCUACCUCAUUGCCAUCAACAAAACCACCAUUGAGCACUAUGAGGGUGUGAGGGCGAGACUAGUGAGCCCAAGACCAGUGGUGCCAAGUCAACCACCCCCCUCCCACCCAUACGACCUUGGGAUCAUCGCCAACCUCUCUGCAGUAAGCACUCGCAACCCUUUCCCCUCUGCUUCCUCCCACCCAUACGACCUUGGGAUUAUCGCCAAUCUCUCUACCAUAAGCUCUCCUAACCCUUUCCGGAGUGUUUUAGGACCAGAGGCGCUGUGCUGGCUGUGUCCCAACACAUGCUUUCUACGUAAUGUAUUCCAUUGCCCAAAGCACCUCUCCCCUUCAAUUUCUUCUCUCUUCCUCCUCACUUUCCCCCCCUCCCUCCUCCAGAUCCUAGGGCCAGAGGCGCUGUGCUGGCUGUGUCCCAACGACACGCGGCACAUCUCAGACGGGCUGCACUUUGACACCGCCUAUUCCAUCUCACGCCGCUCCCAGCUCUCUCUCAACCACCACACCGGCCACCUGGACCAUGUAGACCGCCUAUUAUGA
Closterium sp. Naga37s-1 is the source of this 1137-nucleotide messenger RNA. NCBI's taxonomy places the organism in Eukaryota, Viridiplantae, Streptophyta, Zygnematophyceae, Desmidiales, Closteriaceae. The record is from the annotation of a GenBank genome assembly.